GAACUCCUCACCCGGUACAGCCUGAGCUGUUCUCACAGCGGGAACUCCUGAAGGGCUGUUGGGAAAGCAGGGCAGUUCUGGGCCGUUUUUCCCUGGCAGAUGCUGACGUAUCAUCCCAUGGAGCUGCUGGGGACCGGCUGGGUGCUCCUUGCAGGGCUGCUGGUGCCUUUGCAACAGGCUGCAGAAAUCUUGGAACCCCUCAAGAGUAAAGUUGCUGCUGUGGGAUCACCAGUGCUGCUUCCUGGGCUGGGUAAUGUCACUCAGGUCUACUCCAUGCAGUGGGAAUAUCUCAAUGGCACCAGCUCCCACACCAUCCUGCAGUACUACAGGGGGUCCCACAGCCCAGCCAUCCACGCAUCCUACACAGGACGAGCUGUUUUCCAUCCAUCCAAUGGAUCUCUCCUGCUCGAGGGUGUCCAGGAAAGUGACAGUGGCAUCUACAAAGCAACUGUCAACAUGGGAGAGAGGGAGAGCCUGAAAAUCCUGCUGGAAGUCCUCAAACCCGUGUCUCGCCCCCAGCUCCGGAGCAGUUUUCUCAUGACCCAGGCCACCGGCGAGGUGCUGUGUGAGGUGGCAGAGGGGAAGGUGGACACCAUCACCUGGAAGAAGGACGGGCAGCCCCUGCCCCCGGACAGAGGCUUCCUCCUCUCCAGCAGCCGCGGCGUUCUGUACCUGAGGUCAGCGAAGAAAUCGGACUGCGGCUCCUACUCCUGCAACGCCAGCAAUGGGAUAAGCUGGGAAGAAACCUCCCUGAACAUCACGGUUGCAGGUCUCUCACCUCCCUUGCAGGAUGUGCUGAGGAUCGCAGUGGUUGCUGUGGUCUUUGCUGCUGUCUCAGCAUGGGGACUGAUCAUUCCCGUCUGCCAGUCUGAAAAGCUCCGGAUAAGGGGGGAACUAUGGCGAUGGCUCAGCGCCUACACCUGCGGGCUGGUGUGCAUUGCCUCCAUCCUGGCUGGCACCGCCGGUGGCCUCUGGAUGCGAGAGGAAGGCCCUUCUGUUGCAAUCAUAUUGCCAGAGAUUGCCCUUACAUACAUCACGGUGGUAACCUUCGUGGUCUCCACCACUGUAACCUUCCAACCUACAAAUCUCACCCAGCUGAAAAGCAAAACAGCGGAGCGCACAAUGGGCUACGCUGCUCCCGGAGGAGUGGUUGUGGUGGUGCUGAUGACCAGCUUCCUCAUCAAGAACAUCCACCAUCGCCACGAAGAAGGAUGCACGGACUUCAUGGAUGUGACCAUCCUCACAGUCAGCACAGCGGCCGUGUCGGCCCUCCCGCUCCUCGCCAUCUUCCUCUGCUAUCACACGACUCAGGGGCAGCUGAAGGAACGCGACACCUGUUGGGCAGACAUGGAGAGGUCCUUUGAAAUGUCCCAGCGCAGCAGCAAGGAUGCUCUUUCCACCCAUUAGAGGUGGGUCUGGGUGUUUCUCACUUGGCUGAGUCAACUCCAUCUUCCUCCCAGGUUUAAUAGGUUCUCAGUUUCAGUGGAUUUCAGCCUCUGGGAUGCCUGCAAUAAAUAGCAAUGAAAUGAA
Molecule: messenger RNA, 1530 nt
Organism: Neopsephotus bourkii (Bourke's parrot)
Lineage: Eukaryota; Metazoa; Chordata; Aves; Psittaciformes; Psittacidae
Product: hemicentin-1-like
Exons: 10
Coding region: 100-1407 (435 amino acids)
Source: RefSeq, a predicted model, not a curated record